UGCAGUAUGGCCGCAAAUGAUUUCUUCACACACUCAGAUCUUUGACCUUCAUCUUAUGCACAACGGAUGCAGUCGGGUGUUCAAACUUUUCUCUCGCGAUCAACACGGGGUUCUGUCUCAACUUGGGCAUCGUCUUGUGCUUGGAGGCAAUUUAACGUUAUCUUAUCUGCUUAUAGGGUUAAAUCUUACAUCUCCUUGUUGGAACAUAGCAGAGGAGGCUGUUGUGUUUCGCGUUCUUCGUAGUGUUUGCUAUGUCUGAUACGGAAACAGGCCGGGAUAAUGAUGGUGAGAAGUCCCAAAAGCGAAACCUUCCUUCGUGGAUGAGUUCGAGCGGAAGCAAAUCUCAUGGUAUGAAGCCAAAGGAUGAAGGGGAAGAUGGCAAAGAUAAGCAGACACAUGGUCUUUCCAAGGAAAAGAAACAGGAAAAAGUUCUGGUUACACCAUGUUCAAGCACUACCGAUUUCACUAAACUCUUGGAAGGAGUUGUUUUUGUGCUUUCAGGCUUUGUAAAUCCCGAAAGGAGUACACUGAGAUCACAGGCCUUGGCCAUGGGAGCUAUCUAUCAACCCGACUGGAACUCCGACUCUACGUUGUUGGUUUGUGCUUUUCCUAACACUCCAAAGUUCCGUCAAGUCGAAUCUGACUCCGGCACGAUUGUCUCAAAGGAAUGGAUAACUGAGUGCUACACUCAGAAGAAGCUGGUGGGUAUUGAACAAUACUUAAUGCAUUUAGGCAAACCUUGGAGAAAAAUCAGCUCUUCUCCCCAAGAGACUAAUCAAGAAAAGAAAGAACCGCUGCCUAAAAAACCACAGAAGCAAGUUGAGAAAAAGUCGGAAACAAGAGGAAGCACAUCUGCUUCGCUCAAGAGUAGAUCAUCCGGUGCUUCUGCUACAGAGCGGUUUCCCCCUUCCGAGGUUAAGAAAUGGGCUAUGGCCGAUCUAACUCAAACCAUCUCAUGGCUCGAGAGUCAGGAGGAGAAACCGGAACCAGGCGAGAUAAAGCGAGUUGCUGCUGAAGGAAUCUUGACCUGUUUACAAGAUGCCAUAGAUUCUCUCGAACAAAAUCGGGGCGUUGGGACAGUGACAGAGCAGUGGAGCUUCGUCCCUCGUGUAGUCAAGGAGCUCGGAAAGAUCGAAGCUUCUUGGGAGAACAGGAACUCCUCGGGAUCAAAAGAAGAUCUUUGCAGACUAGCAAAGGAGUGGAAGGAGAUGUACGAGACCGAGCUUAAAAAACGAGGUCAGGAAGAGUCAUCCACGAUAAACGAGAAGGGAAAAGCGGGAAGAAGAAAUGCGGCAACCUCCCGGGAAACUUCCGGCUAUGACAGCGAUGAGACUGUCGAGAUGACAGAAGAAGAGAUCGAACUAGCUUACCAGAAAGUUGCUUCGGGGUCUUGUUAGUUAGUUAAAGACAUGUCUUAAAAUCUGUGCGCCUCUCUAGUUAGUGUCGGGAGACAUGCCCUCGGUCAGGGAUGCUCAUUUCGGUUAGAUUUAGUUCGGCUCGUUUCGGUUUUACUGAUCAAAUAUUAAUUUUUGAAGAAAUUUUUGGUUUUCGAUUA
This is a messenger RNA of Tarenaya hassleriana, 1555 nucleotides long. RefSeq names its product DNA-repair protein XRCC1. The transcript is spliced from 8 exons. Gene Ontology annotation, biological process: single strand break repair; base-excision repair; double-strand break repair via nonhomologous end joining. The coding region runs from base 252 to 1397 and encodes 381 amino acids. The record is from RefSeq and is a predicted model, not a curated record. Lineage: Eukaryota; Viridiplantae; Streptophyta; Magnoliopsida; Brassicales; Cleomaceae. Gene Ontology annotation, molecular function: damaged DNA binding.